Molecule: messenger RNA, 912 nt
Organism: Arachis stenosperma
Lineage: Eukaryota; Viridiplantae; Streptophyta; Magnoliopsida; Fabales; Fabaceae
Exons: 3
Coding region: 1-912 (303 amino acids)
Source: RefSeq, a predicted model, not a curated record
AUGGAUAGAAUGUCUUUGGACCACCCUGCUGGUGGUUCCAUACACAUGAGAAAGACCAUAGGAGAGGCUCAAGAGCUUAUUGAGACAGUUGUCACUAAUCAGCAUCUGUAUUCAUCUCCUGAGACCUCUAUAAAAGGAGAGGUUAAGGCAGUAGCUGCUGAUCCUAAUCCUCCAGAGCAGGAUGGCCCAUUGACUCAGCAACUGCAUGCCUAUGCCCAGCAAAUGCUGGAGCUCCAACUGGUCGAUGAUUAUAAGGCUAAGAUGUCAUUUCCUCAGAAACUCUAUCAAGACGAAAGGGAUAAGCAGUUUGCCCGCUUUGCAGAUUAUCUCAGAACAUUAGAGAUAAAGAUCCCUUUUGAAAAAGCUCUUGAACAGAUACCUUCUUAUGCAAAGUUCAUGAAGAACAUUCUAAGUCAUAAGAAGGAUUGGAGAGAGACACAAACAGUCCUUCUCACUGAGGAAGUACAUCAACCUAAUACCUGCUUCUUAAUAAGGAAGCUCUGUUUGACUGAGAAAGUCAAACCAACCCGCAUGUGCCUUCAACUUGCUGAUGGGUCUAUUAAGAUACCAUCAGGAGUAAUAGAGGACAUGAUUGUCAGGGUUGGACCCUUUGCCUUUAUCACUGCCUUUGUGGUAUUGGACAUGAAAGGGCACACGAGUGCAUCUCUCAUCCUAGGAAGACCUUUCCUAGUCACAGGACGAAUCCUCAUCGAUGUUAAAAAAGGGAAAGUAACCCUAAGAGUCAAUAAGGAGAAGUUCGUACUGAAUGUUGUGAAGCCUAUGCAGCAUCCAAACAUUCCUGAGGAAUGCAUGAGCAUUGACUUCAUUGAUUCCCUGGUGGAAGAAGUCAACAUGGCCGAAAGCUUCAAGGAAGGGCUAGAUGAUAUCUUAGAUGAUACUCAGUCUGACUGA